Messenger RNA from Salarias fasciatus (jewelled blenny), 6548 nucleotides. RefSeq names its product fibrosin (gene fbrs). Bases 1434 to 5300 code for a protein of 1288 amino acids. The record is from RefSeq and is a predicted model, not a curated record. The transcript has 18 exons. NCBI's taxonomy places the organism in Eukaryota, Metazoa, Chordata, Actinopteri, Blenniiformes, Blenniidae.
GAAGAGCAGCGCACACAAUGCACUGCACGGCUGACAGGGUUGUGUCUCCCUCAUUUUCACGAUAAAUCUCCAAUUCCGUGGGAAUUAGUGAUCGGGGCAGCAGCGGAGCCGCUCCGUGCCUCUCUGUAUUCCCUCGAACUGCGGAAGCUUUGAGCGGAAACGUCUGCGAGCGGCGGCACCUUCUCCUGAACCCUGGAUUACAGAGGCUGCCUGGAGGAGCUGCCCAGCCCACUGGGGGCUCGGCCGACACCCCGCUGUAUGGAAAUCCACACCGAGGCUUUCCUAUUCGGGCCUUCAAAUUUUUCUUUAUAAUGGUGAAAGAACAAAAGAAGAGUUGCGUGAAAGGGGAACGAGACAUUAUUAGUGGUACCCCGUGGUUGGUUUAUAACAUAUAAAAGCGUCUUUGAUUUACUGCUUCCUGAGACAAUUGAGAUAGUUACAUUAGCUGGCUAACAGCUGGAUGUGCUAACGAAGCUAGCCGGAGUGCUAACGUUACGUCUUUCUUUUGAUGUAAUUCAACUAUCGGCCAUCAACACUUCGACAGCGGGUCAGAUUCUGCUCUCCUACCGGCGAGGUGAUAGCCAGCCCUGCGGUUUUUGAGCCGGGCCGUCAGCUUUACCGCGACAAUUUUAAGAAUAAAGUUUAAUUCUUUGGUUGCGGGUUGGAUGUAUUGUAUCGAGUUAGCCGUGUAAAAUGCUAUCCGAAUGAGCUAAUUGGCUGUCCCUAACGCUAGCUCGCUGUGGCACGUCAAAUCAAACAGACAGCUCCUCUCAACCCCCAAUUUAACCCGCAAAAAGUGUCGAAAUUAACACCCCAAUCCUCGCGUCGAUGUAAAUUCAUGCCACAGUGGCUGCAGGUGCAUAAAUAAGGGACAUCUGCGCUCAGUGGCCUUGCUAACGUUUUGCUAACUGGCAAAUAAAUUUGUCAGCGUGUGUGGAAAUCCAAAAGAGAUCGUGCUGUCUUUGAUGAAGUGAUUAAUAUUCUUGAGGUUUUCGGUUGGUGGUUGCCGGUGGGGAGAGGAUUCGGUCCGCUUUGUGUGCGGCACGGCUCGACCCGUCCUUUUUUUUGUUUACAUGCUGGUAACUUGUCGGUUCCUGCGCGUUAGCUAACGUUAGCUCCCUGCCAGACAGUCUGCGAUGUCCUGACACCCGCGUGCACGUCGUGCAUGUGUAAAAUCCCCAUGUGGAUCUAAGUUUGUGUUCAGAUUCAUUGACAUGACUCUCAAAUUUCGCCGGAAGAGAGGCACCGAUGCCAGCAGACUGUUGUCAGAGGACGGUAAAUAAUAGCCACUGGUUCCAUUAACGCCAUUUUAACGGGGGCUCCCCCUGAGAGGGCCUGAGUGCUGGUGGUUUGAUCUGCGGUUCGGUGCCUUCCACCGGACCGGGACUCGAUUUAAGUGCCUGGAGUCACGACUGGAGGUGGCGUGUUUCACCAUGGAGGGCCCGAGCCGAAGCACCGGCUUCAGGCAGAGCCGCCGGUCCCGGUCUCAGCGCGACAGGGAGCGGCGGAGGAGGCGAGUGAACUUGGCCGAGGAGCGGGCCACAUCCCUGUCCUCGGGCUCCGAUCGGGAGGCUUGCGGCACCAACAGUGUCCUGGGGCCCGGUGGGAGGGAAUGCCGGCCCGGGUUCGGGAGACACAGGCCUCCGCGGCGGAGGAAGAGGGAGUCGGUGUCCUGCGAGGAAGACCUCAUCGACGGCUUCGCUAUCGCGAGCUUCAUCAGUCUGGAGGCACUGGAGAUGGACUGUUCUCUGAAGCCCAGUCAGCGCACUGACAUGCUGGGGAGGAGGAACAAGGGGAAGAGGGGGCCGGAGGAGAACGGCGGCGGCCCGCUGUCCGAGCCGGAGGAGGGCGCCCCGCACAGCUACUCCAGCAGCUGCUUGAACAAGAGCCAGAACAAGAGGAGGAAGAUAGAGGGCCAUCCUCUGGAGACGGGCUACAUUUGUGACACGGAGAGUGACACAGGAGACAAGGCCUCCGACAACGACAUGGAUCCGGUGUUCACAGUCAGCACAAGAAAAGUUGUGGACCCCGCCCCCUCCAGCAUGGGCACUUCCAUGGGCAAAAGCUGCUCGCCGCUGCCGGCGCGCUGCGGCGGCGUGUCGCGGUUGAUGGUGACCCCGCGAGUGUCCGGCCUGGAGCGCAGCCAGGAGAAAAGCCUGGAGCCGCACUUCCCAGAGCCGGUUUCUUCUUCUACCUCUUCCUGCCUGCUCCCCCACUCCACCGUCAGCGCCUCCGCCGCCGCCGCCCGCUCCAGCCCCGUCAACGGGAACGGCGGCCGGCACAACGGCGGCAGCCCGCCGCUCGCCAAGUCCAAGACCUUCCUCCUCACGCUGUCUGGGCGCUCUCACCCCAUCUACAACAGGAGCGGCACCCCCGUCAAGCCUCCAGCCUCGUCCGUCGCGUCUUCCUCGUCGUCCGUGCGGCCCCCCACCCCCUCCACCAGUGUGUCUCUGCCCUACAUGAGGGGCUCGGGGUCCUCGGGGCCCCUGCGGCCGCCGUCCAGGGCCAACUCGGGGGCCCUGUUCACGCCUUCGCCCGGCCUCCCGCCCCCGCCGCCGCUGCUCCAGGGCCCCGCCCAGUCGGCCGCAGCAGCAGCAGAGCGUGAGGGCCGGCGCAGCGUCCCCGGGCCCGAGGGCACCGCGGCGGGCCGCUCCACGCCCGGCGGUCCGGCUGCCUCCGCGGCGUCGGGCUCGGCGUCGGGCUCUUCGGGCCGGACGUCCCAGAACCAGCAGAGCAUCCCGCCGCUGGCCUUCCAGUUCCAUCAGCACAACCACCAGCACCAACACACGCACACACACCAACACUUCACGCCCUUCCUGCACCCCACGGCCACGGCGCCGCCUCUGUUUGAUAAGUAUGCAGGCAAAAUGGACGGGCUGUACCGACACCCGUUCUUCCCUCAGUACCCGCCGCCCUCCGUGCCCAGCAUCCAGCCCGUCAUUCCCCCCACCGGCCCGUUCAGCUCGCUGCAGGGAGCCUUUCAGCCAAAGCCUCUCGUCCCUCAGGGAACGGGUCCCGACAUCACCGCCCGCCUCGGGGUCGUGCCCCACCACCUGCAGCCCAAAGACCCCAGGCUAACUGAUCCAUUUGGGACAUCGUUGAAAAUCAGUAAUAAACCGGGGAAGUGGUGCGCUAUGCACGUGCACGUGGCCUGGAUGAUCCUGAGCCAUCAGAAGAAGGUCAAGCUGAUGCAGGCCGAUCCUCACAAGUUGGACUUCCGCAGCGACCUGCUGGCCCGCUUCCCCGGCGCCGGGGGCCUGGGGCAGCUGGGCCACAUGGGAGGAGCCCUGCCUCCCACUCACGACCUGACCAGACCUCCCAGCCUCUUCUCAGCUGCAGGUGCAGUCAAUCCGUCCUCCACUCCCUUCAUCUCUCCGUCGACGCCACACUCCUCCUUCCUCGCUCCGUCUGCACACCUGGAUCCGUACGGCCGCUCGCCGCCCUUCACCUCGCUGGGAACUCUGGGUUCUGGUGCCUUUGGAGGACUGGGCAGCCCAACGCUGGCAGGCUCGGUGUUCGGCCAUAAAGACCCGCCGCCCGGCGUGGUGGGAGGCCUGUCGGCGCCGAACCACCACGACCCCUGGAACCGCCUCCACGGCGCCCCGUCCGGGUUCCCCGCCGGCCCCAGCUGGGCCAAAGGGCCCGAGAAGAGGGACGAGAGGGAGCGAGGGAAGGACGGAGACAGGAGAGACGUCCCCCACAUCAAGGAUGAGAAAGACAGAGACAGCCUGCUGUACGGCCGUCCCCCGGUGAGAAUGUCCCCGGUCGCCCCGUCCUUCAAGCCCCGCAGCAGCACCCCGGUGUCUCACGUCAACGGCCACAGCAGCUCGCUGGGCGGCGGCGGGCCCAUCGAGGACUUGACCCGCAGCCUGAACCGAGACCGCGACGGCGACAAGCGGCCGCCGCACGGCGUGUCUUCGAGGGGGCCGCCGCUCGGCCCCUCCUCUCUGGCGGCAGACAGAGACAGACCGCGGUCUUCGUCCUCCUCUGUGCUGACCACGCCCCCGCCCUCCGCCCGCUCCGCCCCCUCCCCCUUGGACCUGUACCCCCGCCCCCUGGGCCCCAACGCACACGGCCUCCACAGCGAGUCCUCACACUCCCAAAGAGACGGCGGCGGCGGCGCCGCGUCCUCCUCCGCCUCCAUCGCCUCCUUGUCUCAGGCCAAGAAGUCGGACCGGACCGCCACGCCGUCGUCCAAGCCCCCCCUGCUGCUGCCGCCCGUCAAGGUGAAGGAGGAAAGGAAGGAGGAGCCCGAGCACAUCCCCAUCACCCUGCCCCCGCCGCUGCCGGGCCACGGCUUCGACCGGCCCGGCAGCCACCCGCACCACCACAGCUCCGGCACGCCGUCCUCGUCCUCCCUGUCCCUGACCCCCACCCCCGGCGUGCCCCUCCCGCCCCCGACGCCCAACCCCCAGUCCCACCACCAGCACCUGUCCCUGCUGGACCGGUCCCGCGCCAUGGAGGCCUACCCGGGCGGCGCGGGGCCCGCGGCCCUGGUGGUGGGCCCGGGAGGGGAGCGCUUCCCCCACGGCCCCCACCAGGGGCCCCCGCAGGGCCCGCACAGCUUCACCUGGGACCCCUGGAGGGAGCUGGCGGCGCAGCAGCAGCAGCACCAGCGCCGGGAGGCGCUGCUCCGCUCGGACCCCCACCUGGCCCUGCGCUCGGACCCCCACCUGGCCCGGCUGCUGCAGCACCAGCGCUUCAUGGAGGCGGAGCGGGCCGCGGCCGUGGCGGCCGCCGCCGCUGCCGCCGGCCCCCACCACCCCCCCACUUCUACCUCCGCCGCCUCGUCCUCGGCGGUCCGGCCUGAGUUCGGCCUGAUGGCCCACCCCUUCGACCGCCCGCCGCAGCUGGGCCCGCCGGGCGGCGGCCUGAUGGACGAGGAGCAGCGCGCCCAGAUCCUGAGGGAAGACUUUGAGCGGGCUCGCUACUUCGGCAUGCACCCCCACCUCCCCCACGGCGCUCACCUGUCCGGCUUGUCGCACGCCGCCACCGCCGCCCACCUGGAGCAGCUCCACCCCAGCCUGCUGUCCCACCCGCUGCCCCCGGGGGCCCCCGGCGCGCCGCAGCACCACCCGGGCCUGUACUCCCGCCUGGGCCCGCUCAACCCGCACCACAUGCCCAACGGCAUCCUGACCAAGACCCCGGCGGGCCUGGUGGGGGCGCUGUCGGUGGGGGCGCCGCCGCCGCUCAUUCCGUCCGUCGGCAGCCGGUCGUCCACGCCGCCGCGCGGCUCCAGACUGGGCGGGCCGGGCGAGCUGGCUCUGUACGGCGCCCACAAGGACGGCGAGUCCAGAUAGUACAGGGACGGGCCUGGAGGAGACCCGGGGACCCGUCAGGAUCACUGUGCUGCUCUCAACCUGCCCCCUCCUCCUCCUGCGGACCGCUGAAUGCCCCCCCCCCACGCCGGCCCCGGCGGGCCAGACCGGACCCUGAGGAGGGACCGCAGGACCCGGAACACGCCCAAUGGUUCUAUCAGUGCAAUUUAAAGGUACAUGGUUUCUGUGCAUCCCUGUGUUGUGUUUUCUGUUUGGAACCGGCUGUUGGCUCCUGCUCAGCUGAGAGCGCCGUGUGGAGAGGCGGAGGACGCCCAGAGGGCCGUGCUGCGCCCUGAAGACGCCCCCGGCCGGCCCUGCUGCCGGCGCCGGCGCGGUGGACGAGCUUCUCCCUCCUUCUCUUUUUAGGAACGCGGUGGUGAAAGUGGUGCUUUCCGUUCUGUUUUUGUGUCUUUGUCAUUGUGAGACGACAGAUGGCCGACGAGACCCGUCGCUCAGAUCAGUGAGCAUCAUACCUCAGUUUCCCGCUCUGCUGGCGCCUUCAGCUCCACUGAUAUCCACGUCCGCCGCCUCGGCUUCCUUUCUUUUAGUUUUCUAAGGAUGAAAUGAACUCGUGCGACGCUGUGAGUGAACACAGCCUUUCUAGAGCUUCCUGUAACUGUCUCCCCAGUCUCCUCUUGACUCUAUGAGCAGGACCAGAUUAUAGUAGUCUAGAGAAAUUGCCUUUGUAAUUAUUAUUCUUAACAUUAAUUAUCUUCUAUAAUAAUAAAUAUAUUCACUGUUACGUUACUUGUCAUUGUUUCGGGUGUCAGCCAGUACUCUCUCCCCAGUCCACCUUUCAAAUCAUGCAAAAGACGAACGUGUGUUUGUCCGACCGGAGACUCUUGUGAGCGUUGAAGCGGUUUCCGCUGUGACCUCUGACCUGUGGCCUCCUCACGGAUCUCAUCCGCCACCAUUAUUGAUGCUGAGAGGGAGGAGGUCUGCCUGUGUGUCCAUGGCUGUGUGUUGUCUCCAUUAGGACUAUGGGAGCCUUGUACAAUGAACCUGUCAAGUUGUUUCAUCCAACAGAAGUAAGUUAUGUACACGAAGAGAGAGAGAGAGAGAGGUGGGACGUGCUGACGAACUGAAAGAAAAACCAUAUAAGGACAACUAGACAGUGGGUAUCCUGAGAGGGAAAAGACUGGGUCGAUUAUUUUAAUAUGACCAUUUUAUACCUUUCAAAGCCCUCCCCUAGAGACCACAAAGAUUAAUUAUUAAAUGAAUUGUUGUUUA